ACCACCUCCUCAUCACAGUCAGAGAUAUUAGAUCAGGACUGUUCACUGAAGCUGCUGAACUCUGAGUUUAGAUGUUUCUAAAUGUUUGUGUCUUUAAACAAAGUCAAACCACAUCUGAACUUUUCUGAUUAUGUUUUACUUCAUGUUUCUGACCCCUCCCUCCCUCCUCCAUUUCCUGUUUAAAGUUUAGUUUCGUUUUCACCGAUCAUCGUGGCGCAGUUUGUUUUCUCCGUCUGAAGCAUGAGUGAUGAGGACAGAGAGGAGGGAGUCCCUCCCUCUAAAACCACUCUGUGUGGGGAACAUGAGAGCCAGACCAAAGCUCAGAGCCCAGAGCAGCAGAUACCACACUCCGCUGGACCUGGACCUGGACCUGGACCCAGCUGUGUGUCCAUGAAGAGCAACAAGUCAAUGGAUCUUCCUCUUAAAUUCAAACAAUCUGUUAAUAGAAGUUUCAGGAUCCAGCAGCAGAGACCAGACUCUCCUGGACCCAGCUGUCUGUCUUUAAAGAGCGACAAGUCGAAGGACUUUGUUAUUAAUUUUAAAGGUCGACGUCCAUCAGCUGAUCAGAUAGUGGACCAGGAGAGCUCAGAGGUUCCCAGUGGUCAGUCUGCCCAGCAGCAUCAAACACACCUGGACUCCAUAUUUAUGCUGCUGGAGGAGAACAUCGUCACUUUUGUGAAGAAGGAGCUGAAGAAGAUGCAGAAGGUUCUGAGUCCAGAUUACCCAGAAUGCUUAGAGAGUCAGAGGGAGGAUGAGGAGGUGUUGGACGGUGAGGAUGAAGAGCAGAGGAGGAGCAGCAGAGAGGAGUUUCUGAAGAUCACACUGAACUUCCUGAGGAGAAUGAAGCAGGAGGAGCUGGCUGACUGUCUGCAGAGCAAAUCUCCUGCUAUGUGCCAGCACAACCUCAAAUCUAACCUGAAGAAGAAGUUCCAGUGUUUGUUUGAGGGGAUCUCUAAAGCAGGAAACCCAACCCUUCUGAAUCAGAUCUACACAGAGCUCUACAUCACAGAGGGAGGGACUGGAGAGGUCAAUGAUGAACAUGAGGUCAGACAGAUGGAAACAACAUCCAGGAAACCAGACAGGCCAGAAACAACCAUCAGACAAGAAGACCUCUUUAAAGCCUCACCUGGAAGAGAUGAACCAAUCAGAACAGUGAUGACAAAGGGAGUGGCUGGCAUUGGGAAAACAGUCUUAACACAGAAGUUCAGUCUGGACUGGGCUGAAGACAAAGCCAACCAGGACAUACACUUCACAUUUCCAUUCACUUUCAGAGAGCUGAAUGUGCUGAAAGAGAAAAAGUUGAGCUUGGUGGAACUUGUUCAUCACUUCUUUACUGAAACCAAAGAAGCAGGAAUCUGCAGGUUUGAAGAGUUCCAGGUUGUGUUCAUCUUUGACGGUCUGGAUGAGUGUCGACUUCCUCUGGACUUCCACAACACUGAGAUCCUGACUGAUGUUACAGAGUCCACCUCGGUGGACGUGCUGCUGACAAACCUCAUCAGGGGGAAACUGCUUCCCUCUGCUCGCCUCUGGAUAACCACACGACCUGCAGCAGCCAAUCAGAUCCCUCCUGAGUGUGUUGACAUGGUGACAGAGGUCAGAGGGUUCACUGACCCACAGAAGGAGGAGUACUUCAGGAAGAGGUUCAGAUUGAAGAAGCAGGCCAGCAGGAUCAUGUCCCAUAUCAAGACCUCACGAAGCCUCCACAUCAUGUGCCACAUCCCAGUCUUCUGCUGGAUCACUGCUACAGUUCUGGAGGAUGUGUUGAAAACCAGAGAGGGAGGAGAGCUGCCCAAGACCCUGACUCAGAUGUACAUCCACUUCCUGGUGGUUCAGACCAAAGUGAAGAACAUCAAGUAUGAUGGAGGAUCUGGGUCAGAUCCACACUGGAGUCCAGAGACCAGGAAGAUGAUUGGGUCUCUGGGAAAACUGGCUUUUACUCAGCUGCAGAAAGGAAACCUGAUCUUCUAUGAAUCAGACCUGACAGAGUGUGGCAUCGAUAUCAGAGCAGCCUCAGUGUACUCAGGAGUGUUCACACAGAUCUUUAAAGAGGAGAGAGGACUGUACCAGGACAAGGUGUUCUGCUUCGUCCAUCUGAGUGUUCAGGAGUUUCUGGCUGCUCUUCAUGUCCAUCUGACCUUCAUCAACUCUGGAGUCAAUCUGCUGUCAGAAGAACAACCAACCUCCCAGAAGUCUGAAACAAGAAAAGAUGACUCUGCAGAGACACAGUUCUACCAGAGUGCUGUGGACAAGGCCUUACAGAGUCCAAAUGGACACCUGGACCUGUUCCUCCGCUUCCUCCUGGGUCUUUCACUGCAGACCAAUCAGACUCUCCUACGAGGUCUGCUGACUCAGACAGGAAGUGGCUCAGAGACCAAUCAGGAAACAGUCCAGUACAUCAAGAAGAAGGUUGAAGAGACUCCCUCUGCAGAGAGAAGCAUCAACCUGUUCCACUGUCUGAAUGAACUGAAUGAUCGUUCUCUAGUGGAGGAGAUCCAACAGUCCCUGAGAUCAGGACGUCUCUCCACAGACAAACUGUCUCCUGCUCAAUGGUCAGCUCUGGUCUUCAUCUUACUGUCAUCAGAAAAAGAUCUGGACGUGUUUGACCUGAAGAAAUACUCUGCUUCAGAGGAGGCUCUUCUGAGGCUGCUGCCAGUGGUCAAAGCCUCUAACAAAGCUCUAUUGAGUGGCUGUAACCUCUCAGAGAGAAGCUGUGAAGCUCUGUCCUCAGUUCUCAGCUCCCAGUCCUCUAGUCUGAGAGAUCUGGACCUGAGUAACAACAACCUGAAGGAUUCAGGACUGAAGACUCUGUCUGUUGGACUGAAGAGUCCACACUGUUCACUGGAGACUCUCAGACUGAGUGGCUGUAACCUCUCAGAGAGAAGCUGUGAAGCUCUGUCCUCAGUUCUCAGCUCCCAGUCCUCUAGUCUGAGAGAUCUGGACCUGAGUAACAACAACCUGGAUGAUUCAGGACUGAAGACUCUGUCUGUUGGACUGAAGAGUCCACACUGUUCACUGGAGACUCUCAGUCUGUCAGGCUGUCUGAUCACAGAGGAAGGCUGUGCUUCUCUGGUCUCAGCUCUGAGAUCCAACCCCUCCCAUCUGAGAGAGCUGGACCUGAGCUACAAUCAUCCAGGAGACUCAGGAGUGAAGCUGCUGUCUGCUGGACUGGAGGAUCCAGACUGGAGACUGGACACUCUCAGGGUGGAGCCUGGUGGAGUCCGAUGGUUGAGACCAGGUCUGAGGAAGUAUUCCUGUCAACUCACAAUCGACACAAACACAGUGAACACAAAGAUCAAACUGUCUGACAACAACAGGAAGGUGACACUUGUGGAUGAGGAUCAGUCAUAUCCUGAUCAUCCAGACAGAUUUGAUCAGUGUCUUCAGCUGCUGUGUAGAACUGGUCUGACUGGUCGCUGUUACUGGGAGGUCGAGUGUAUUGGAGAGGUUUAUAUCUCAGUGAGUUACAGAGGAAUCAGCAGGAAAGGAGACAGAGAAUAUCACAAGUUUGGAAGGAACGAUCAGUCCUGGAAUCUGUUCUGCUCUGAUGUUUAUGGUUACUCUGUUUGUCACAAUAACAGAGAAACAUAUAUCUCCUCCUCCUCCUCCUCCUCUCUCUGUCACAGAGUAGCAGUGUAUGUGGACUGUCCUGCUGGCUCUCUGUCCUUCUACAGAGUCUCCUCUGACUCUCUGAUCCACCUCCACACCAUCAACACCACAUUCACUGAACCUCUGUAUCCUGCGUUUGGGUUCUUUAGACCUGGUGCCUCAGUGUUUCUGUGUUCAGUGUAGCAGAGUCUCCUCCUGUCAGAGAAACUUUCUAUUGAACAGAUAGUUCAGUCUGUUCAUGUCUGUCUCUGUCACUCACACUUUUUCAGAUUCAUGUAUUAAAUCAGUUAAUUUUUUAACUCUUCUAAAUGAAUCCUUGUAAACACCUUCCUUUUCCAGUCCUUUAAAGAUGGAAGCUACGAUUAUUACAGGAUAAAAAUGUUGUUGACGUUUAUUUUUUAAAAACCCAUUAGAUCCAGAUCCCUCAAUCAUUCCAAUGGCCAUAACUUUCCUAGGAUGUCUAGAUCUAUGAUAUCUGUGAUCCAACUCCACCCAAAUGCACAAAUGUAUUUGAUUGGAUAUUUAAGAGCCAGUCACACUGUCCCACAUCAUCUAAAGUGGACAGCAGUAGAGCCACCCCCCCUUUUACAGCAGAAAUGGCUGACCAUGAGACAUCUCAUUUGUCUUUAAACUGUUUUUAAAGUAUAAUGAGCCAUUGUAUUAAUCAAAAUAUCUUAAUGAUUUACCCAUCAGAAUGGUCAAUGAGGAUCUGAAUGUCACUAAUUUUUAUUUUUUAAUUACUUAAUUUUAACAAUCAGCUUAUUAUGCUUCGUAUCCAUUGAUUAUACACACAGAACAUUCAAGGUCAUUCUUCUCUCUGGAGAUAUUUCGAAAAUGGAGAAAUUUCCGAGUUAUUUUAGUUAUUUUAUUGAACUAAUACUAUAUAUUUAUGCAACAUGUUUUAAAGCAUCACCAGUUCACCAUUUAUGUUUCUUGAGAAUAUUUAAUUUGAAUUGUACUAUUUGGUAGACAGUUCAGAUUCUGUGUCUAUUCGAAUGGACAGAAAAUAAUACAUUGUUACAUACUUUAGUCACAACCAUUACCAAUGAUUGAGUGCAUUUAGAGAAGAAAUC
Messenger RNA from Lates calcarifer (barramundi perch), 4679 nucleotides. RefSeq names its product NACHT, LRR and PYD domains-containing protein 3-like. The record is from RefSeq and is a predicted model, not a curated record. Gene Ontology annotation, molecular function: protein binding. Bases 241 to 3789 code for a protein of 1182 amino acids. NCBI's taxonomy places the organism in Eukaryota, Metazoa, Chordata, Actinopteri, Centropomidae. The transcript is spliced from 12 exons.